UCUCCUUGCUGCUGCGCGGAGGGCGAGCGUAGGCCUCAAGGAGAAGGCAGGGAGGGCGGGCGGAGGGUCGCCGCUUGUUGCCGUCGCCGCCAUGUUCCUGUGUGCUCCCCUGCGGGCCGCGGCCGCGCGAUCGAGGACACUCAAAUUGGCAUGCUGGUGCAGUUCAUUUGAUGUGCUUCGUGUUAGUUGAUAAGGUCAACAGGCCGAGGGUCCCCUGGAAGGGGUGGCACACAGGAAUGAUCUGCAAUCCACAGAGUUGUUCAUGUAUCCCACAGUUCAUUUUGGCCUCUGACAAAGAAUGGCAGGAGAUAAAUUGCUUUCCUGGCUGCUGCUUUCAGAUGAGCCAGAAGCGGAGAGCAAAGAGGAAAUAAGACAAAUUCGAUACUUACAUAGAACAGCAGUGUGCAAUGCCAGUGGAGGAACCUUAUUUGUGCACAGAGAUAGUCCUGAAAAUAAUCCAGACACCCCAUUUGAGUUCACACCUGAAAACCAAAAGCGAAUAGAAGCAAUCAUAAACAACUACCCAGGGGGACACAAGUCUGCAGCUGUCAUGGCAGUACUAGAUUUGGCCCAAAGACAGCAUGGAUGGUUGCCCAUAUCAGCUAUGAACAAGGUUGCUGAAAUUUUAGAAAUGCCUUCCAUGAGAGUGUAUGAAGUAGCAACCUUCUAUACAAUGUAUAAUCGCAAACCUGUUGGGAAAUACCAUAUUCAGGUCUGCACUACCACACCUUGCAUGCUACGAGACUCUGAUAGUAUUUUAGAAGCCAUUAAGAAGAAACUUGGUAUAAAAGUUGGGGGAACAACACCUGAUAAACUCUUCACACUGACAGAAGUGGAAUGUUUAGGUGCUUGUGUAAACGCACCGAUGGUACAAAUAAAUGACAAUUACUAUGUAAGUAUUACAUUCCCUUUUAAAAGAAUAAACUUCUUUGCUGAGUUACUUGUAUUUUCACUUGUUUUAGAUUCUGAAGUUUUGGUCAGUUACUUUAAAUUCCUAUUGGCAGAGACAACUUACAAUGUAGAGCAUCUUUUAGUUUCUUGGCCUCUUGCUGCCAUCUGUAUCACAUCGUAGCAGUGUAUUUUUCCUUUCAGUUACUGUCUUGAUUUAUACAAGUGGGGUGAUGCAUUUUUGUGACAGUGGUCUGCCCCUAAAUCUGGAAUUUGUAAAAAGGUAUUUGAUAAGCUUUUAAAAGUACUUUAAAGAAGUCUGUUGGAAAGCCUGGACUGGUUUAACACUAUUUUUGAACUUUUAGACUUCUGAAUUACAGUUUACUUGGGAUGCCAUAGACCAAAGGAAUUAAUGUAUUGACUGAAUCCAGCUUUUUAAAAAAAACUUAUUUUUAAAAUAUUUUAUCACAGUCUGAUUAAUUUUUUGAGAACUGUUGUCUUGAUCUGUACCCACAAUUUUUUUUUGGUCACAGUUGACACCGUUUUGCAGGAUGUGCAGUGGCAUGUGUAUAGUGGGUCAGCAGAGAUCAGCUCACUAAUGUAUCAAGGAAGCUGAAAACACAUAUGUAAAACAAAAAUUUUAACAUUAAAAUGACAGUAGGCUUUUUAAUUGUCCUAAUUCUUUAAACCAGUAUGUGUGUUUAUGGACAGGAUCAAAAUUACCUAUGCUAGGAUCACACCCAAGAGAGCCACUCAUGUGAUGAAUUUUGAAUCCUGCAGUUAACAGAAUUGCUGAUUCUUUUUCUGUUUUGUCCAUAAUUUUUU
Molecule: messenger RNA, 1713 nt
Organism: Haliaeetus leucocephalus (bald eagle)
Lineage: Eukaryota; Metazoa; Chordata; Aves; Accipitriformes; Accipitridae
Gene: NDUFV2
Product: NADH dehydrogenase (ubiquinone) flavoprotein 2, 24kDa
Exons: 7
Coding region: 299-1072 (257 amino acids)
Biological process (GO): mitochondrial electron transport, NADH to ubiquinone
Molecular function (GO): NADH dehydrogenase activity
Source: RefSeq, a predicted model, not a curated record